Melanaphis sacchari is the source of this 1022-nucleotide messenger RNA. RefSeq names its product fibrous sheath CABYR-binding protein-like. The transcript is spliced from 2 exons. NCBI's taxonomy places the organism in Eukaryota, Metazoa, Arthropoda, Insecta, Hemiptera, Aphididae. Bases 93 to 935 code for a protein of 280 amino acids. The record is from RefSeq and is a predicted model, not a curated record.
UGUUUAGUUUUUUUUUUCUAUUUCUCGUUCCGGCUGCUGGUUGAUUAUAAUAGUCAAAAAUUAAAAGUGGUUUAACUAUAGAAAAAAUCAUCAUGGUGUAUUUCAAAGCCAUCGUGUUGGUAUCCGUAAUUGUGUGUUUGAUCAGCGCCGAGAAGAAAUCGUUGAAAGAACGUAUUUUUAAUUGCAAACUCCUCCCGUUUAAAAAACAUCAUUCCAUUUUUAACGGUGCCAUUCCAUCAAUCGAAUCUUCUUUGCCGAUCGAUUUUGCUGUUCCUAUCAAUUAUGCCGUUUCUACCGAAGUUACUACACAUGAUACAGAGCUACUCCCUACGCCAUCACCUGCAGUAUCACAGCAACAAGUGCAGUAUCCACCUCAGCAAGAAGUUCAGUACCCAUCUCAGCCAGAAAUUCAGUAUCCACCGCAGCCAGAAGUGCAGUACCCUGAACCGCAGCAACAGGGACAACCUCCUGUAGUGUCACAACAGGAAGUACAGAAUCCGCCGCAACAGGAAGUACAGAAUCCGCCACAACAAGAAGUGCAGAAUCCGCCACAGCAACAACCUUUAUAUCCACCACAACACGAAGGCCAACGUCCUGCACAAUACUUGGUAGCGCAGAACUCACCAUCAUAUGAAGGAUUGUAUCCACCGCAACAUACCGGACAAUAUUAUCCGUCGCCAAACUACCAGGAUACUACUUACUACAACGUCCCAUAUAACUACCCCGUCUAUGGGCAAAACGUACUGAGAUCCGUUAAGUCUGUCGAUGGUCAAACGUAUACAACCUACCAACACCCAUACAAAAUGAAUAUGUUUAUUCGACAUCCAAACCCGUACUACAACGCUGCACAUACAUAUGGUUUGUACGAUGCUCCUGCACAAUAUGACUAUAUACCACAAAAACAUACACCUAAAGCCCUCGUAAAAUCGACUUGAUGAUAUACUUACUUUAUGACAAUUUUUAUUUUUAUCAUUAUUAUGUAAUAACUACUUUAGUUUUUAGUAAAAUUACAUUAAAAAACA